CGCGGCUGUGACGACACGGGUCGCGGCUAGGCGCGCGGCUGAGCUGCGCAGCCCCGGGCCCGCGGCCAUGCCCAAGCGGGGCUGUACCUUCGCGGACGCGGCCCCGCUGCAGCUGAAGGUCCGCGUUGGCCAGAGGGAGCUGAGCCGCGGCGUAUGCGCCGAACGGUACUCGCGGGAGAUCUUCGAGAAAACCAAGCAGCUCCUUUUUCGAGGGGCCCAGGCCUAUAUGGACCACUUGUGGGAGGAAGGCUGUGCCAUCGUUGACCUGCCAGAGUCCCCGAAGCCUGGCCCCACAGAGGCCCUUGGGACCCCCCGUGGGCAGAUGCUGAUCGGACCGGAUGGCCGACUGACCAGGAGCCGAGCCCAGGCCUCCGAAGCUGACCCGUCCGGGGCAGCGACCAGGGCCUGCUCCUCCUGCGUGCGAGCCGUGGACGGGAAGGCGGCGUGUGGCCAGUGUGAGCGCGCCCUGUGUGGGCGGUGCGUGCGAAUCUGCUGCAGCUGCGGGGCCGUGGCCUGCGCGCUGUGCGCCCUUGUGGAGAAAUCCAGGUCACGUCGGCCGCCAGUCCCGCCCUUUGCUCUGGGUCUGCUGUCUCAGUCACUUCGUGAUUUGAUCUCUCGAGGUCUGGUGUCGGGACUGUCGACGUGGUUUUUCCCGGCAGGGUGCUCGCCGUUGGUGGAGGCAGCUGUGGCGACGUUCAGGAGACGGUGCUCUGUGCCAGCUGCGCCACGUUCGAGGCCUGAGGGCCGGGAGCGGACGACAGCCUUCCUGGACGGCCGCGCCAGUGGCGACGCCGAGGGACCCUGGGGGGCGGGGGUGUCUAUUUUAUAUUUUGUACUGAGGGCAGAAGCGAAUAAACCCCUUUAUAUUUGGACCAGAGGACUCGCUGAACAGUUCUGGGGUGUGGCCUUCUGGAGACCUCUGCGCCUGCUCCCCCGUCUUGUACGUGGGAAACGGGCGUCCAGAGUCUGCUAUUUCCAGCCCUUCCAGCCAGCAGUGGUGAGAGAGGACGGACUCUACAGUUCGCGGCCACGGUGCCAGAGCGGCUCAGGGUUGGCGUCCUAGACUGUCCCUCACGUGCCCCCAUCUGGGUGCCCGCGUGGUCGGGGCUCCCGGUGACCUGACAGUCCCUGCUCUCUGGGAGUGAUGGCCGGGCAGUCCUCAUGUCGGAGGCAGCCGAUAGGAGCAGCGGGGCGGCUGGACCAGCAGGCUGUGGGUCUCCGUCACCUGGAGCCUCCACCCUGGUCCCCACACUCGAGGCUUCCCUGCCGUCAGACUCCGCAUCCUAGACGGAGUCU
Messenger RNA from Felis catus (domestic cat), 1296 nucleotides. RefSeq names its product SIVA1 apoptosis inducing factor (gene SIVA1). Gene Ontology annotation, biological process: extrinsic apoptotic signaling pathway. The coding region runs from base 68 to 1063 and encodes 331 amino acids. The record is from RefSeq and is a predicted model, not a curated record. The transcript has 5 exons. Gene Ontology annotation, molecular function: CD27 receptor binding. Lineage: Eukaryota; Metazoa; Chordata; Mammalia; Carnivora; Felidae.